Lactuca virosa is the source of this 1179-nucleotide messenger RNA. The record is from the annotation of a GenBank genome assembly. Lineage: Eukaryota; Viridiplantae; Streptophyta; Magnoliopsida; Asterales; Asteraceae.
AUGAAAAGCCUUUAUCUUGUCGUGAUUGCAUUUUUGUCAUCAGCUGCAGCAGCAAAAGUUACAUACAAUGUGACAAGCUUCGGAGCAAAAGGGGAUGGAAACACAGACUCCACAAAAGCCUUUCUCAGCGCAUGGUCUUCUGCAUGUAACUCUACCAAGUCAGCCACCAUCUACAUCUCCACAGGCACCUUCUUGAUUGCAACUGCCAUCACUUUUGCAGGCGAAAGAUGCAUGAGCAGUGCAAUCACGAUACGCAUCUAUGGUACCCUGGUUGCUCCAUCUGAAUACAAUGCCAUUGCUAACUCCGGUGACUGGAUCAGAUUCCAUAGAGUCAACCAUGUCACCAUCUCCGGUGGUACCCUCGAUGCCAAAGGUGCUUCUCUUUGGUCUUGCAAAACCUCCGGGAAAAGCUGCCCAAAAGGAACUACGACACUAGGCAUCUACAAUUCAAAGAACAUUGUGAUAAGUGGGUUGAAAUCGGUAAACAGCCAGAUGUUCCAUAUUCUGAUAGAUGCAUGCACGAAUGUCAAGCUACAGGGAGUGAGCAUCUCAGCAUCUGGCGUCAGCCCUAAUACAGAUGGGAUCCAUUUAAUAUCUUCUACAGGUGUCACCAUCCUGAAUUCCAAGAUUGCGACUGGGGAUGAUUGUAUUUCUAUAGGUCCUGGAAAUACGAACCUGUGGAUAGAGAAGGUGGCUUGUGGCCCUGGUCAUGGCAUCAGCAUUGGAAGUCUGGGGUGGCAAUUAGAGGAACCUGGUGUCCAGAACAUAACAGUGUCAACUGUAACAUUUAGAGGAACCGAGAAUGGUGUGAGAAUAAAGACAUGGGCAAGGCCUAGCCAUGGAUUCGUAACUGGUGUUGUUUUCCAGCAUGUGACCAUGGUUAAUGUCCAAAAUCCCAUUCUCAUUGAGCAAAAGUACUGCCCAGAAGGUAAUAAUUGCCCGAAUCAGGUGUCAGGGGUGAAGAUUAAGGACGUGGUGUAUGAAGAUAUCCAUGGAACAUCAGCCAGCCAAGUGGCAGUGAAGCUAGAUUGUAGCCAGGGAAACCCAUGCAGUGGAAUAAGACUACAAGACGUCAAUCUUAACUAUAUUCGUGGGAAUCAAACUCAACCAGCGGUGUCCUCUUGUGCCUAUGCUGCUGGGACUGCAUCAGGCGUACUUCAUCCGACAAGCUGUCUCUAG